Molecule: messenger RNA, 1401 nt
Organism: Lipotes vexillifer (Yangtze River dolphin)
Lineage: Eukaryota; Metazoa; Chordata; Mammalia; Artiodactyla; Lipotidae
Gene: GIPR
Product: gastric inhibitory polypeptide receptor
Exons: 13
Coding region: 1-1401 (466 amino acids)
Biological process (GO): cell surface receptor signaling pathway; adenylate cyclase-modulating G protein-coupled receptor signaling pathway
Cellular component (GO): plasma membrane
Molecular function (GO): gastric inhibitory peptide receptor activity; G protein-coupled peptide receptor activity; peptide hormone binding
Source: RefSeq, a predicted model, not a curated record
AUGCCGAGCUGUCCACCCUGGUGGCUGCUACUGCUGCUCUCGCUGUGGGAGCCGCUGCUCCGGAGGGCGGAGGCAGGCUCUGACGGGCCGACGGCGGGAGAGCUGUACCAGCGCUGGGAACGGUACCGCAGGGAGUGCCAGGCGACACUGGAGGCUGCGGCGCCCCCAGCAGGCCUCGCCUGUAACGGGUCCUUUGAUAUGUACGUCUGCUGGGACCACACUGCACCCAAUGCCACUGCCCGUGCGUCCUGCCCCUGGUACCUGCCCUGGAACCGCCACGUGGCUGCAGGCUUUGUCCUCCGCCAUUGUGGCAGUGAUGGCCAGUGGGGACCUUGGAGAGACCAUUCUCAGUGUGAGAACCCAGAGAAGAAUGGGGUUUUUCAGGACCAAAGGCUGAGUUUGGAGCGGCUGCAGGUUGUGUACACCGUGGGCUACUCCCUGUCCCUUGCCACACUGCUGCUCGCCUUGCUCAUCUUGAGUUUCUUCAGGCGGCUGCGCUGCACUCGCAACUACAUCCACAUCAACCUGUUCACGUCUUUCAUGCUGCGGGCAGCAGCCAUCCUCACCCGAGACCGUCUGCUUCCUCCACCUGGCCCCUACCCUGGGGAUCAGGCUCCUAUCCUGUGGAACCGGGCCCCAGCUGCCUGUCGCACGGCCCAGAUCUUGACCCAGUACUGCGUGGGUGCCAACUACACGUGGCUGCUGGUGGAGGGCAUCUACCUGCACAGCCUCCUGGUGCUUGUGGGAGGCUCCGAGGAGGGCCACUUCCGCUGCUACAUGCUCCUCGGCUGGGGGGCCCCCGCGCUUUUCGUCAUUCCUUGGGUGAUCUUCAGGUACCUGUACGAGAACACGCAGUGUUGGGAGCGGAACGAUAUCAAGGGCAUUUGGUGGAUUAUAAGGACCCCUAUCCUGCUAACCAUCUUGAUUAAUUUUCUCAUCUUUAUCCGCAUCCUUGGCAUCCUCGCGUCAAAGCUGAGGACACAACAGAUGCGCUGCCCAGACUACCGACUGAGGCUGGCUCGCUCCACGCUGACGCUGGUGCCCCUGCUGGGCGUCCACGAGGUGGUGUUUGCUCCCGUGACUGAGGAACAGGCCCGGGGUGCCCUGCGCUUGGCCAAGCUCAGCUUUGAGAUCUUCCUCAGUUCUUUCCAGGGCUUUCUGGUCAGCGUCCUCUACUGCUUCAUCAACAAGGAGGUGCAGUCGGAGAUCCGGCGGGGCUGGCACCGCUGCCGCCUGCGCCACAGACUCGGCGAAGAGCCGUGCCAACCACCCGAGCGCGCCUUCCGGACCCUGCCCUCGGGUUCCGGCCCUGGCCAGGUCGCCGCCGGCCGCGCUCUGUGCUCGAGGACACUCCCAGGUCCUGGGGGUGAGGCCAGCCAUGUCUUAGAAAGUUACUGCUAG